This is a messenger RNA of Acipenser ruthenus (sterlet), 3475 nucleotides long. RefSeq names its product CBP80/20-dependent translation initiation factor. The coding region runs from base 224 to 2368 and encodes 714 amino acids. Gene Ontology annotation, molecular function: protein binding; RNA binding; translation activator activity. Gene Ontology annotation, cellular component: cytosol. The transcript has 15 exons. Lineage: Eukaryota; Metazoa; Chordata; Actinopteri; Acipenseriformes; Acipenseridae. Gene Ontology annotation, biological process: regulation of translational initiation. The record is from RefSeq and is a predicted model, not a curated record.
CUGUGUGUUAGACAGACUAAACGUCACAUUCCUGCAUUUUUUUCCUGUGUGUCAGGGACCAGUCUCUGCUUCUGGUCACAUUUCUCUCCGCAGUAAUACACCCCGCAAAGACAUGAGACUGGAACGAGGGAUUUAAAACCAGGAGGCAGUCCCGCACUCCAGAUCAAUCAGAAGCCCAGCAUUAGGCCCUGCCCCUCCCUCCCUCGCCCCCUCGCAGUCAGCCAUGGAGAACUCCUCUGUAGCCUCUGCCUCCUCUGAGGCUGGCAGCACGCGCUCCCAGGAGAUUGAGGAGCUGGAGCGUUUCAUCGACAGCUACGUCCUCGAGUACCAGGUCCAAGGGCUCCUGACCGACAAGACAGAGGCAGAGGCAGAGGCAGACGGAGAGGGUGACAAGACCCAAUGCAGCGUCUCACAGUGGAACGAAGACUGCAGUGACAGAAAAGAUGGAAGCUGGUCUUCUUCCAAAGGGAAGGGCUCCUCCAAACCAAACAAUCAGGACGAGUGGGAGCACAGUAGCAAUGACAGUACUGGUUCAAGACCCAGCUCUGGUUCAAGGCCUGGGUCUGGAUCUAGGUCUGGUAGCAGAGGACGAAACAACCAGUUCAGGACCACAGGGAAGAAUGGAAACAGAGAGAACUCCUUUGACAUCCUUGGAACAGACAUUUGGGCUGCCAAUACAUUUGAGUCUCAUGGUGGAGCAACAUGGGAUCUUCAGCCUGAGAAACUGGAUUUUACUCAGUUCCACAGGAAACCCAUUCGGGCAACACCAAAGCACCUCCCUCACAUUGACAGAGAAGGGAUGGUGAAAGGGAAGUUUGAGGAAGAUGAUGGCAUUAAUUUAAGUGACAUGGAGAAGUUCCUGCCAGUCUUGCCGAUCGCACAUACAGUAGAUGGUGAUUUGAUCAACAGUGACUCCAAGGAAUACAUCGCUAAAGAUCAGUUACAGAGUGAGCAUGGAUGGAGUCAGUCCCAGAAAUUUCAAACCGGGAUCUACCAGCCUCUACCUAAUGAAGCUGAAAUUGCACAAACCAAAAAACUAUUCAGAAGGCGAAGGAAUGAUCGGCGACACGUUCAUCUCAGCCAAGAGAAGUUAACCGUGGUCCUUCCAGGCAGUGGGAAAAAGCCAAGCGACAGGAGACAACAGAGACUUCCAAGUGGAAACAAAGCCCAGCACUCUCAACAGCAGCAGCAGCACCCACCACCACAACAACCACUACAGCAACAGCAACAGCUGCAGCACCAAGAGUAUCCACAGAGCAACACUAAACACAACCGGGAGCACUCCCGGCCAUACCAGGGACAGUCGUUGCACCCUUCAGGGAGACAGGGCUCCUCGCACCAUGGCUAUAGCCAGAACCGCCGCUGGCACCACAACCAGAGGCACCAGCCAGCGCCCGGUGGUGGUGGUAGUGAAAAGGAUACCCCCAACAGAAACACCAAAGACACUGAGAAUGUGAGGACAGAGGAGCCCCCCUCGGCUGGCCUGUGGACUAAGCCGGAAACCGAGCUGGACAACAGCCAACCAGAGGGGCCCGCCCCGGCAAACUCGGAGGUGAAACGCAAGGACAGCCUUACAGACGGACACAAAGUCAACUUGCUUCAGUCUUCCAAAGAGAGGCUGAGAAGAAGGCUAAAACAAAAGGAUGAAGUCUUGGUGGAGACCACCAACCCUCAGAAGAACCGCAUGGACAAGCUGAUUGAGAUCCUGAACAGCAUGCGGAACAACAGCAGUGGCGUGGACUCCAAGCUCACUACAUUCAUGGAGGAGGCCCAGAACUCAACUAACUCGGAAGAAAUGCUAUCCGAGAUCGUCAAGACCAUCUACCAAAAGGCUGCCACGGACCGCAGCUUUGCUUCUACCGCCGCCAAACUCUGCGACAAGAUGGCCCUGUUCAUGGUGGAGGGGACCAAGUUUAGGAGUCUGCUGCUCAACAUGCUGCAGAGGGACUUCACACAGCGGGAGGGGCUGCAGCAGUCAGACGUGGAGCGCUGGCUCGGCUUCAUUACCUUCCUCUGCGAGGUGUUCGGCACCAUGAGGAGCAGCGCUGGGGAGCCCUUCAGAGUCCUUGUGUGUCCCAUCUAUACCUGUCUCAGGGAGUUGUUAGAAUCGCAGGAGGUCAAAGAAGAUGCUGUCCUGUGCUGUUCAAUGGAGCUGCAAAGCACCGGCAAACUGCUGGAGGAGCAGCUGCCCGAGAUGAUGAUGGAGCUGCUAGCGGCGGCGCGCGACAAGAUGCUCUGCCCGUCGGAGUCGCAGCUGACACGCUCCCUACUGAUGGAGGUCAUCGAGCUGCACGCCCAUCAAUGGAACCCGCUGGAGGCCCUCACCACCCAGUACUACAACCGGACCAUCCAGAAACUCACCACCUGAACAGAGGGCAGGGAGGGGAACCGGGGAGGGCCGGAGGGGGGGUAGGAGGUGGAUGAAACGGAAAAGACUGGCCGUGCCGACAAGGAGGUGGUGAACUGUCAUAUAAUAUUAAUAAAGAAACAUAACAUAACAAAAAAAAGAUAACUGCGGAGAGACAUCCCAGCAUGCCAUCGGGAAUCAUUCAGCAAAAGAGAUUGUGGGCUGGAGGUGGGGGAGGUGGGGGGUUGUCCCUUCUUCUCUCUUUUGUGUUUCAAUUCGUGUGCCAUCUUCCUUCUGCACAACCCCCCCAGGGUUUUGUAUCAUAGUAGCUACAUUCACAGACUUCAAGCCAAGAUGCUUUCUAAAAGGAUGGGGGCAGAGAAUAGACUAAAAAGAGGGCUAAAGCCAGGCUUGGUAUUGUUCCUGUGCCAUUGUGUGCAGACCACAGUGGCCGACGGGCAGGAGACAACAAGCGGCAGAUGUCUCGGGGAAGGACAAUGGAAGGCACGUUCCAAGCCAGACCUUCGAAUUGAAUAUUGAAAAAAUGAGAGAGACACAGAAUGAGACAGAUAAACAAUCCACUUUUAACAAGCAGCGCUUGUUCAUUCAGUUGUUCUUGUUUAUUAUUAAUUGUUCUUUGAAAUCCUGUUUUAAAAAUGAUUUGAAAUUCUAGUAUAGACCUAUUGCACAGGUUUAAUUUAUUUUGCACUGUUUUAAGGCAAACGCUUACAAAAAAGAAAAGAAAAAAUAAAGACCGGUCAAAUGGAAUAGUGUUAAGAGGUUACAAAUAAUUGAAGUAAAGUUUUAUUGUAGGGGAAGGGGACAUUUGACGACAAGGGGUGUGUGGGAAGAUUUUAACCAUUUGGGAGCUCAGAAACCACAGCAGUUUAGAGUUUAGUGUCAUUGUUUUAAACCGAAUGUUUUGGGGUGACUUUAAAGCUUACAGAUGGCAAGUGCUACAGACUGAAAUUCUUUACACAUAUCUCAGACUUGUCUUUUUUUUUUUUUUUUUUUAUGUGGUUUUUGCAGCUCAUAAAAAUAUGUUACCGUUAUAGUAUUUUCACUUACUGGCUUACUGCUGAGAUGUAGACAAGCCAAGCUAAGUGGUUGCAUAUCUUAUCUUAAAUA